Molecule: messenger RNA, 1589 nt
Organism: Paramacrobiotus metropolitanus
Lineage: Eukaryota; Metazoa; Tardigrada; Eutardigrada; Parachela; Macrobiotidae
Product: kelch-like protein 17
Exons: 7
Coding region: 72-1589 (505 amino acids)
Molecular function (GO): protein binding
Source: RefSeq, a predicted model, not a curated record
CCGAAGUACAGUCUACAGGGAUUCCAUGUCAUCGCAGCGUCCUCUGUGUGCACAGUGGGUAUUUUCGCACCAUGUUUCUGUCGGGAAUGAAGGAAUCCACACAGGAAGUUAUCCAGCUGCGGAACAUCUCCCAUACCAUUCUAUCCGAGUUAAUUGACUAUUGCUACAUGGAAGAUAUCCUCCUCACCGACAGUAAUGUGCAGUCAUUGCUUAUUGCCGCAUCGUUCCUCGACAUUGUCACCAUCGUAGACGCCUGCUGCAAGUUUAUGGAAAACCGCAUCGACGUUCAGAACUGCCUGAUGGUGUACUGUUUUGCGGAUUCCGCUGGGCAAAAGAACGCUGCGUUAGCACGCCAAGCCAAGGCUUUGAUUCUCCAGUGUUUUGUUUCUGUUUCUCAGCAGCCGGAAUUCCUUGAAGUGCCAGACGAAAAGGUUAUCGACAUCAUUCGCUCCGACGAUCUUCAAGUGCCUUGUGAAGACCAGGUUCUGCUCGCUGUCAUCCGCUGGCUCCAGCAUGAUCCAGUGCAGCGUCGCUGUAAGUUCUGGGAGAUCUUGCAGUGCGUCCGGCCCACCUACCUCAGCCCACGGUGCAGCAAUGAUUACUUGCUGGCCUGCAUCAACGCAUUCAAGGAUUGCGCCGGUGGAGAAGCACUGCUGCGGCAGUCGGAUUAUUUGCAGGUUUUACCGGGAUGCGACGCGGGGGUACUGUCGUCGCGCAGUGUUGCUCGGAAGUCGUAUGGAAUUGAGAACAUUAUUAUUUGUGCCGGAGGGCAUCGCGAUACGUCCUGGACAUCUCUGAUGGACAGCGUCGAAGGCUUCAACCCCAUCACUUCCAAAUGGAGGCAGUUGGCGCAGCUUCCGUACAGCGUAGCCAAAACCGGUUUGGUGGUCAUCAACAAUGAGCUGUUCCUCUGCGGCGGCAUUAUCGGUUUUGAUGAUUCGCGUGUGACGCCGCGAGCGAUUCGCUAUGACCUUGCUGGCCACAUUUACGCCGUGGGUGGCCAUGGGACCGAUACGCACACGCUGGCCACCGUGGAGCGCUACGAUGUAACCACCAAUCAGUGGACGUAUGUGGCGUCCUUACCAACGCCACUGGUGAAGUUCGCCAUUGUCGGCUACGACGGUCAGCUGUUUGUUUUCGGUGGCUGUACGUCGAAUGUUCUUACGGCUACCGAUUUCGCAUUCUGCUAUGACCCAAAUGCGGAUGUCUGGUUUGAGUUGCCCAGGAUGCCAACUGCACGCUUUCGCGCCUCUGCCUGUGUCGGAUGCGACGGGUGGAUUUACGUUAUGGGUGGAAAGAGCGGUAGCGCCUUGAGCUGUGUUGAAGCUUACAACACCACGACGAAGCAGUGGAUUAAGAAAUGUGAUAUCUGCCGUCCGCUGCGUUGUGCCAGUGCUUUCUGUGUGGAAAACAAAAUUUACGUUCUGGGUGGAUUAAACCAGGCCAGUGUCGCUACGAACACGAUUUACGUUUACGACGUGUUUUCGGACACAUGGACAACCUCGGAAUGCCAGCUUCCUGUUGGGAAAUGGGCGUUUGGCUGUGCUGUCGUGGGAAUCGUAAAGGAUAACAGCGAGCACUUGUAUUAA